Danio rerio (zebrafish) is the source of this 1118-nucleotide messenger RNA. RefSeq names its product methionyl aminopeptidase type 1D (mitochondrial) (gene metap1d). Gene Ontology annotation, molecular function: metal ion binding; metalloaminopeptidase activity; initiator methionyl aminopeptidase activity. The record is from RefSeq and is marked provisional. Gene Ontology annotation, biological process: proteolysis. Gene Ontology annotation, cellular component: mitochondrion. Lineage: Eukaryota; Metazoa; Chordata; Actinopteri; Cypriniformes; Danionidae.
ACCUCUUCUGUGGGAAACAUGGCUGCGCCCUGUGCAGCUCAGUGCUUAUACAGAACAGGUGGCUUAAGGCUGCUACAGAGAAUUUCAAGGCUACCUCACUGCCACAAAGAUGCAUCUUUGGCCCACCAGUGCCAAUUUCACCGAUCUUUCUUCUGGAGGAAGCCAAAAACUUCCCACAGUGUAGUCCGGCCUGCCAUAGUGCGCCCAGCUUAUCCCGUACCCAAGCACAUUCAGAGGCCUGACUACGUGUCAUCCAGCAAAGUGCCUGAAUGGCCAGAUUACAUUGAGAUUAAAGAUGAAGAGCAGAUCCAGGGAUUAAGACGAGCGUGUCAACUAGCCAGACACAUACUGCUGCUGACAGGAAACAGUUUGAAGGUUGGUAUGACGACAGAUGAAAUAGACUUUAUAGUCCAUCAAGAAGCGAUUCGUCACAAUGGCUACCCUUCUCCCUUACAUUAUGGGGGCUUUCCGAAGUCGGUCUGUACCUCUGUGAACAAUGUUGUAUGUCACGGCAUUCCAGACAGUCGGCCAUUGCAGGAUGGUGAUAUCAUCAAUAUUGAUGUCACAGUUUAUCUGGAAGGUUACCAUGGUGACACCUCAGAGACAUUUCUGAUUGGCUCAGUCAACGACCAGGGCAGGAAAUUAGUGGAUGUGGCUCGUCAAUGCAGAGAUCAAGCCAUCGCCGCCUGUGGCCCGGGACAACCUUUGUGCGUCAUUGGCAACAUCAUCAGCAAUAUAGCAAACUCAAAUGGAUUUCGUGUAUGUCCAUAUUUUAUUGGCCAUGGGAUCGGAGAAUAUUUCCAUGGACAUCCAGAGAUAUGGCAUCAUGCUAAUGACAAUGACCUCAAGAUGGAAGAAGGCAUGUCCUUCACCAUAGAACCUAUUCUUAUGGAGGGAACGUCAGAAUUCAGGAUCCUGAGUGACAAGUGGACUGCUGUGUCUGUGGACGACAAAAGGUCGGCACAGUUUGAACACACGGUUGUCAUCACUAGCGAUGGUGUAGAGAUUCUGACUAAGCUACCUGAGGAAGAUUGACAGGAAUGACGGGACAUCUUGUGACGUGUGAGAUGGAUCUGUUGUUUAGAAUUUGCUAUUUAAAUAAAAUUUUCUAAACUUUU